Molecule: messenger RNA, 3177 nt
Organism: Closterium sp. NIES-65
Lineage: Eukaryota; Viridiplantae; Streptophyta; Zygnematophyceae; Desmidiales; Closteriaceae
Source: the annotation of a GenBank genome assembly
AUGUGCAUCGACUGGAACGCGUGCAUCGCCGCAAUGGGCGGCGAGAAACACGGCGGUGAGAUUCGACCCGGCGCUGUCGCCGACGCGGCUGCAUCUCCAGCCAUGGGGUCUGAGGCUUCGGCAGCAGCAGAACAAGAUAGCUCCAAGCUACUAUCCUCACAUGCAGAGAAGGCGGAUAGUGGUACUAAUGGUGCUAAGACGAACUCAUCGCGUUCAAUGCAAGAAGCGGACGGAAAUAUAGCGCUCGCGAUAAUAGAGGAGGGCUUUGCUCUUGCGGGGACAUUCAAUAUCGCGGAUUUUGUGCCGUGGCUGAGCUACCUCGACCCGCAGCACAUAUACGCGCGCACGAAGCGCCUCGUGCCGCAACAGCACGGGUUGAUGCGCGCUUGCAUCGCGGAGCGACGCCAUCUCCUGCUAAAAACGCGGUCAGGGGGACGCGAAAAGCCGGAGGACUCGGCCCUUGUAGAUGCUCUGUUCGAGAUUGAAGGGGAGGGGGAGGAUAAAGUGGAUAAAGACGAGAUGCUGCUGCUCGCGAUUGAUAUGAUGAUGGCGGGCACUGAUACCACCGCCAAGACCGUGGAAUGGGCGCUUGCUGAGCUGGCACAGCACCCUGACAUGCUGGAAAGGCUCCGUGCUGAGGUGGAUGCGGCGUAUUCCAGCGUAACUCUAGGUGGGUACCACAUCCCUCCCAACACCAUGAUCCAGAUCAAUGGCUGGGAUCUCGCGCACGAUCCAACGGUCUGGAUCAACCCGCACAAAUUUGACCCCUCCCGGUUCCUUGACCCUGCUGCCCCUGGCAUGACCGGGCAAAAUUUCAGCCUGCUGCCCUUUGGUUCGGGCAGGCGCGGGUGCCUUGGGACGAAUAUGGGAUUGGACCUCUCUGCCCGCCUGCUGGCGAAUUUUGUUCUGCGGUUUGAUUUUGAGCUGCCCGAAGAUGUUAAGGCAGCUGGAGGAGUGGACAUGACGGAAACUUUUGGGUUGACCAUGGCUCUGGCAAAGCCACUCAGGCUUGUGGUGAGGGAGAGAAAGGCAGUGGUGGGGGCUGUUGGGAGGGCGGCAGUGGGGUCUACAGUGGUGACUGCAGGAGCCCGGUGCAGGGAAGUUCCAGUGGGUGCAGGGGGAGUUUCAGUGGGUGCAGUGGGAGUUCCAGUGUGUGCAGUGGGAGUUCCAGUGUGUGAUGUGGGAGUUCCAGUGGGUGCAGGGGAGUUUCAGUGGGUGCAGUGGGAGUUCCAGUGGGUGCAGAGGACUUCCAGCGGGUGCAGUGGGAGUUCCAGUGGGAGUAGUGGGCGUGGGAGUUCCGCCGACUCGCAUUUUAUCAUCACAGCCGUGAUCGCAGCCAUCGCGGUUCUCAUUUCGACUUCAUGGCUUUCAUUCCUCCGCCGCCGUCGCUCCCUCCCCCCCGGCCCUUCCCCAUGGCCCAUCCUCGGCAACCUCCCGGACCUGGGACCGCUACCUUUCCGCUCCCUCGCGAAGCUGGCCGACAGUCACGGCCCGAUCCUGACCGUCUGGUUCGGUUCCACGCCUUCAGUAGUAAUUUCGUCGCCGGAACUCGCUCGAGAGGUGCUUAAAACGAAGGAUAGGCUUUGCUCGUCACGUCCGCUUCCUCCCACCGUGGCGAUGCUCACUCUCGACGGCAAAAACAUCGCGUUUUCACCAGCCAACGAACAUUUGCGAAAGAUGCGACGGCUGGCGACGCUCAACCUUCUCUCUGCGAAGAAACUGCAGGAGAGCCUUCCCGUGCGAGAGGGGGAGAUUCGCGACAUGCUCGACGCGAUCUCUGCUGACGUAGCUGCUGCAGAUCUGACUAAAACGGAUGCUACUAGUUCUGUUAGUAGCUGUGCUGCUGCCGGUGCCACGAAAUCUGCCACCGCUGCAGAGGAGGGGAUCGAGGUGCGAAGGUAUCUGAACCGCGCUACGCUGAACAACAUUCUCCGCCUUGCUGUCGGGAAGCGCUUCGGCUAUUCGUCGAUUCGCGGCGCGGCCGGCACCACGCCAAAGGCGAUUCUCGACGCCGCGAUGCGCAUCGACUGGAACGAACGCAUCGCCGCAAUGAGCGGUGAGAAACGUGGGGGCGGGGUCCGCGGCACCGCCGACGCGGCUGCCGCAGCUCCGGCUGUUGGGUCUGAGGCUCCGGCGGCAGCGGCAGAAGAAGAACUAUCCCCCCCGACAGAGGACAAAGUGGAAGGAGAAGUGGCAUUUUCGAUUAUUGAGGAGGGUUUUGCAGUCGCAGGAGCAUUCAAUAUCGCGGAUUACGUCCCUUUGCUGAGCUACUUGGACCCACAGCGCAUGUACGCGCGCGCGAAGCGCCUCGCGCCGCAGCUGCACGGCUUCAUGCGCGCGUGCAUUGAGGAGCGACGGCGGAUCGUGCUGCAGAAGGAAUGUUCCUCAAACGAAGGGAACGAGACUGCACUCGUUGACGUGUUGUUCGAAGGGGAGGGAGAGGAUGAGAUGGAUAAAGACGAGAUUCUGAUGCUCGCAGUUGACAUGAUGAUGGCCGGGACCGAUACCACUUCUAAGACCGUGGAAUGGGCGCUUGCUGAGCUGGCACAGCACCCGGACAUGCUGGAAAGGCUCCGCGCUGAGGUGGAUGAGGCUUAUGCCAUGUCAGCAAGUGCAGCGGCAGAAACUGGGGUGGCUCCAGCAGGAGGAUCUGAUCUCAUGGUCUCUCUUCCGGUAACGGAAAUGCCGUACCUGCAGGCUGUUUUAAAAGAAACACUUAGGCAUCACCCUGUCGCUCCAUUCCUCAUUCCUCACCUGACAACUGACAGUGUAACUUUAGGGGGUUACCAGAUCCCUCCCAACACCAUGAUCCAGAUCAAUGCUUGGGCUCUUGCACACGAUCCAACGGUCUGGAUCAACCCACAUGAAUUUGACCCCUCUAGGUUCCUUGACCCUGCUGCCCCUGACGUGACCGGGCAAAACUUCAGCCUGCUGCCCUUUGGCUCGGGCAGGCGUGGGUGCCUUGGCACGAACCUGGGGUUGGAUCUGUCUGCCCGCCUUCUGGCAAAUUUCGUUUUGCGGUUUGAUUUCAAGCUGCCCGAAGAUGCUAGGGCAGCUGGAGGAGUGGACAUGACAGAAACUUUUGGGCUGACCAUGGCUCUGGCAAAGCCACUUCGGAUUGUGGUGAGGGAGAGAAAGGCAGUGGCAGGGGCGGUGGUUGCUGCUUCAGGAGCAUGA